AGCAAACUGAAAGUUGAAGGAGGCGAAGUUUGAAAGUUAUGGUCACGUGGUUUUAAAGUUGUGGAAAGUUUUUGUUGUCAAGUUUUUGGUCCGUGCUAUGUUUAAAGGUUGAUGGAACACAUGUAUCUUCCGUAAAAGAAACUACACCGUCAGACCAACUGCUUCUACAACUUCGCAAAUAAACAUGGGGAAAGGAAGCCUGAAAAGGUUCAGAAAUAAGUCAAAAUCCAGGGUCAUCCAGAAAAGAAGAGGUGGCAGCAAAGUUGCAUCUAAGAAGAAGAAUUUCACCAAGACAACAAUGAAGGGCGCACACCCAAGAGUUGUGGACAAGCCAGCUGUUAAAUCAGAAAGCAGCUUAAGAAGAUCAAGAAACCUGGAGAAACCUGCAGAGCCAGAAGAGGAAGGGGAAGAGGAGGACCAUUGCACUGUGUCCUCUGGGCAAGAGAAUGAAUUUCACCCCUGCAUACUGAAGCAGUCACAGACUUACAGUUGUAGUGAGAAGUUAAAACUCUCUGGAACAACUUGUAAAUCAACCUGUAAGCAAACAAAGAUGGAAGCAGAAAGUGAAGAGAAGAGGCUUCAAACACACAAAGGAAGCAAGGUUCCUGUAGACUGUAUAGCACAGGCUCUCAGCACCUAUGGCUCCGUGGCAAGAAAGAGAAGUGCCCAGGAAGUACUGUGUGGAGCCCCAGUUAACAAGAGGAAGUCUCUUCUGAUGAAACCACGGCAUUACAGUCCCAGCAAUGACUGUGAGGAGGAGAAUGAGGACCUCACAGAACCAGAGGAUAAAGAAGAGGCAAGGAGCACUGACUCUCCAGCAGGUGGAAACUUUGGGAAACUAGCCCGAGUGAGUUUGGUGACAGACAAGCUCUCGUGCAAAAACAGCUACCACAAUGCAGUGGAAAAGACACUACUGAAACAAGAACCUGAGGAUUCACCUGAGCAUGCAGCCUUUGAAAGCACUCUGAAUGACAGUGGCAUCCACUCCACAGAAGCAGACAGUGAAGGUGAUGUGCCAGACCAAGCAAAAGAGGAAAACGAUGUUGCUUCAGAGGUGGAGAGCGUGCCUUAUUGCUCUUUAGUGCACAGUGAAAGCCACUCUGAAAAUGUGGACAGUGGGUGGGAGAACUUGUCCAAGUUUGUGAAUGUCAAUUGCAUAAACAGUAAUCACACAACAGAGUCACUGAGGAAGAAAAGUGAUGCAGUGAAGUAUGAUGAUGACAUGGAUUCAGGUGCUUGCCAAGACCUGGAUGUGCGAAUAAAAAGUCUGCACGGUGAGACCCUGAGCUCUAGGAAAGACUUAAGUGAAAGUGAAGACCAGGCUGAUGUUCUUGAUGAAGAUGAUGGCUGGUCAGCAGAGGUUUCAGAGCACACCCUUGAUUUCAACAGGGCUAAAGGGAAUCUGAGUCUCCUGGAACAGGCCAUAGCCCUUCAGUCUGAGCAGCGGCAGGUCCUUCACAAUGCUUACAAGGAAAUGGACCGGUUCUUACUGGAACAAAUGAGUGGGGAAAGGAGACACAGCAGACUCCUAGACAUUGAUGGCAGACACAACUAUAACAAUUGCAAAGAAUCUCCAAGAUCAGAUAAGAAGGAAACAAAGUGCCCUACACCAGGUUGUGAUGGCACUGGUCAUGUGACAGGACUCUACCCACAUCACAGAAGUCUUUCUGGAUGCCCCCAUAAGGUCCGAGUGCCACCAGAGAUCCUUGCCAUGCAUGAGAAUGUACUGAAGUGUCCAACACCAGGAUGCACAGGAAGGGGGCAUGUCAACAGUAACCGCAGCACACACAGGAGUCUUUCUGGUUGUCCUAUUGCUGCUGCUGGAAAAAACCCUAAAUCCCAGGAAGAUAGUCCAAAAAGUGGACAAAAUUCUGACUGGGUGUCCAGACUUCCAGGCUUGCCAAGACAGUUCGAGGUUCCUCAAUACAGCUACAGUUUUGCACAGCCUGUCACUGCUUUCCAAGCCAACCUGGAAAAGAAUUUGGACAAAUACAGCAAGGUCCGCUUUGAUUAUGCUAGCUUCGACGCACAGGUCUUUGGUAAACGCACUGCUGCCCCUGUUGCACUGGACCAGGAUGCUGCACACUUUUCUGAAUCAUCCGCACAGUUUUCAAGCUCACUGACAUCCAGCAGCAGACAGCCAGCCCCUCGGGCGGAGAGCCCCUGCCAUCCCAGCACCUACAGCUACAGCCAUGCUGGAGAGGCCCAUGCUGCUGCUGCGACCGCUGCCAUUCUCAACCUGUCUCCCCGAUACAGGGGGAUCCCUGACAGUAAUUCUGCUAAGCCGCAGGCUCCCUCCACAAAGGAUGUAUUCAUCGAGGUGGAUGAAAACGGCACUCUGGACCUGAGCAUGAAAAGGAACCGUGUUCAUGAGAAGGUCCCUCCAGUUUUACCUUUGGAAACUGUACCAUCUACACCCGAGUCUUCUCCUUCAAAAACUGGCAUCAUCCUGGUAACACCUGCCUUCUAUCAGGCUCUUUGUGAACAGGAAGGGUGGGACACUCCCGUUAACUACAGCAAAGCUCACCAAUUAAUAGACAAAGAGAAAGAAGAACAGGAUAGUGUACCUGACAUUCUGGAGGAAAGAAAAUAUCCAGGUGAUGUAACUAUUCCGAGCCCAAUGUCCAAACCUCUUUCCAGGGACAAUAAAAAGGAGCUGAUGAGCUGUCCAACUCCGGGAUGUGAUGGAAGUGGACAUGUGACUGGAAAUUAUGCUUCUCAUCGCAGUGUUUCUGGCUGUCCAUUGGCUGACAAGACUCUAAAAUCUAUCAUGGCCGCCAAUUCUCAGGAACUCAAGUGUCCAACACCUGGUUGUGAUGGUUCAGGUCACGUUACUGGAAACUAUGGUUCACACAGAAGCUUAUCUGGCUGUCCAAGGGCCAAGAAAGGAGGGCUGAAACUAACACCCAGCAAGGAAGACAAGGAAGACAAAGAUCUGAAAUGUCCAGUAAUUGGUUGUGAUGGCCUGGGUCACACAUCAGGCAAAUAUACAUCUCAUCGCAGUGCAUCAGGCUGCCCUGUAGCUGCCAAGAGACAGAAGGAGAGCUCCAAUAAUGGGUCUCCAUUCUCCUGGAGUGUCAGCAAACAAGAACUGCCACACUGCCCUUUGCCAGGCUGUAAUGGAUUAGGUCAUGCUAAUAAUGUGUUUGUCACUCAUAGAAGUUUGUCUGGAUGUCCUUUGAAUGCCCAGACGAUCAAGAAAUGUAAGCAUUCGGGAGAAGAGAUGAUGACAAUUAAACUUAAAGCAAGCAGCGGUAUAGAAAAUGAAGAAGACAUGAAACACCUCGAUGAGGAGAUCAAGGAACUGAAUGAAUCCAAUCUUAAAAUAGAGGCCGACAUGCAGAAACUCCAGACUCAGAUAUCUUCAAUGGAAUGUAAUUUAAAAUCAAUUGAAGAAGAAAACAAGCUGAUUGAGCAGCACAAUGACAGCCUGCUGAAGGAGUUAGCUCGUCUGAGUCAGGCUCUUAUCAACAGUCUUUCUGAUAUACAACUCCCUCAAAUGGGGCCAAUCAGCGAGCAGAAUUUUGAAGCCUAUGUGAACACUCUGACAGACAUGUAUAACAAUUCGGAGCAUGAUUACUCGUCUGAAUGUAAAGCUCUUCUUGAAAGCAUCAAACAAGCUGUAAAAGGCAUUCACAUGUAAACAUUCAAGCCAGUAUAAAUUGUAUCAAAGCUAUAAAUGCUGCUGAACAGUUGGAUUCUUUGGGAUGGACUGGUUUGGUUGCAUAUACAAGAGAAGACAUUUGGAAAUGCAGUUCCGUAUUACAGCUGACACAUUGCACUAAAAUAUAUUUAUACCAGUAACAGCGGUGACAUGUAAUGGACAUUAACAACAAUUCACCUGAAAAAUUUAUUUUAUUGAAUUUUUUCCCUUUGCACUUAGUUUUUUUUUUUAUAGUUUGCUGUAAAUUAAUUGUGAAUUUGUAAUUUUUUUAUAUUUUAUUAUGUAUUGUUGUACUGAACUUAUUAGCUAUUUAAUUUGUAAUUUAUUCCUGCCAUAUUUAAGCAGAAUGGUUUCCUGCGUGAAAAAUAAGGUUACAUGCAUUUCGAUUUUAUAAGGUAAAUUAAGCAGUUUUUAUGUGUAAUGUUGUGACCAGAAGUUUUAAUAAUUUAUAUAGCCUGCACAUUGUAAAGAAUAUUUUAACUGCUAACUUUCAUUUUCAUUUAGCAUUUUUACUGAGCAAAAUUCAUGGAACAUUUCUUGGGCAAAAACAUGGUGAAAUGCUGCCAUCCAAUGGGCUGUUAGUAGCAACAAUUGUCCAGCAAUAAUGACAAAUGGCAUUUUUUCUGAAACAGAAAACAUUGAAACUGAAGCUUAAUAAGAUCAUUUCAGUUUAUUAAGAUUUAUUAUAUCGAAGCAACUGAACUACCAUUGUCUCAAAUACUGUAUGUUCAUGUGAAACGUUUACUGUGACAGUACAAAAUACAUUCCAAAUAGAAAUGAUCAAAAUAGUCUCACUUCAAAGAUAUCCAGAAAAGGUAUCCAAGCAUGUAAAAAUGUGUUAUUGUUAUAGCCCCUCCCAAAUUGGCACUUAAAGAAGAAUUGUUCCUCCUUUUCACCUAAAGUGAUACUCGCCAGAUCCAAACUUAUCAACAUGCAUCAACAUUUGCUCUUGAAGGACUGCAUGUUGAUUUCAACUGUUGAGCAAAGUCCAAGCUUUCAGAUUGAUGACUGAUGAUACAAUGUUAUCAGGAGCUUUUUAAAUAUCUUUAAAUAUAUCUUUUUUUUAAUGUUCUAGUCUAUACUGAUACAAACUACCUUUAUGUGUGCACAUACAGUACAGUUGUGUGCAUAUAUGUGCCUGUGUAAAUGUAUUCAUGAAGUAUAUUACAAUUUCCAUUCUGUGUAUAGUACCAUAUUACCUGGUAAACAGCAUCUACUUUAUAUUCACAAUACACUAUUUAAAAAAAUUAUAAAUGGUUGUUUUAAAUAAAGAUAACAACUUAAAAUAGCUAUUAAUGUUACCUGAAGUGAUUAAAACUGACACUUCAGGUGACUUUAGCGCAAUUUGACUGUUUCAAAGCCACCAUUAUUUCAGUUUAAUCUUUGAUUAAGAUGUAGUUGUCAUUUCCAGCCUAUCGAUAUACACUGGGGGAAAUAUAAGUUAUACCAGACUUGAAUACACUAUGGCUUUGCUACUGUAAUCUAAUACCACUUUUAUGGCUCUCUUCCCGAAAAAAGAACAAUACAGUUUUGUGUUUGCAUUUAAACAGGUGGGAUGUCUGAUUUACAUAUUUGGUCAAAGAGCAGUUUGGAAAUGACAGUUUGGUGGUACUUUACAUUUUGAAUAUUUGAAUAUUUUCCAAUUGAAAAUAAUAUGUGUUUAUGAACAGAAGCUAGGACGGAAUGAAUCACUGAACCAAAAACCACCUAUAACUGUUUAAACAAAAAGCCAAUGUAUAGUAUUAAAUAUUUAGAGAACCAAAAACCAAGUGUUUAAAAAUACUUUAUGGUAUUUAAUUGCUUAAUCAAUAGGUACUUGUACCUUUCAGACUUUACAGACAUAUGUAGUAUAUUUAAAUACACUGGCAAUUAAGAUAUAUUGUGCUUAGCCAGAUGUACGAAGAAUAUAACAUAAAACAACGCACAUUUAAAAUGUGUUAUUAAAUCAGUUACAUCCCUCAUAAAAUACAUAACGGUAAAUUUGAAUGCUGUAAACAGAGGCGGAUCGAAAUACUACUGCUUAUUAAAUGUAUUAAUCCUGCUGGUGUAAAGUCUUCAAUAACAGAUGUACAAGUUUAAGGGCUUGGGCGUUAUUAAGAUCUGCUGCUUUUAAGAUCAAUGAAAUAGAUUCCAACAUGUUUUUUUUUUUUUUUUUUUUUUUUUCUGAC
This is a messenger RNA of Acipenser ruthenus (sterlet), 5832 nucleotides long. RefSeq names its product suppression of tumorigenicity 18 protein-like. Gene Ontology annotation, molecular function: RNA polymerase II cis-regulatory region sequence-specific DNA binding; zinc ion binding; DNA-binding transcription factor activity, RNA polymerase II-specific. The record is from RefSeq and is a predicted model, not a curated record. Lineage: Eukaryota; Metazoa; Chordata; Actinopteri; Acipenseriformes; Acipenseridae. The transcript is spliced from 24 exons. Gene Ontology annotation, cellular component: nucleus. Gene Ontology annotation, biological process: regulation of transcription by RNA polymerase II. The coding region runs from base 185 to 3643 and encodes 1152 amino acids.